CAGAAUGUAUUUUUCUAAUUUGACCCUUGACCCGAAGAUUCGCGCCAAAUUUGACUGCUCCAGCAGAUAAACUGACGCCAAGUCUGUGUCCUACUACUUCAGCUUAUUUUCAACGAUCUUGGUCAAGAUUCUUGCACCUCGAGCUGUUCUGCUGUUUGUUAAGAAGUGCAGGAGUUUGGAGAUGGUGAAACCUCACCGGAAAGGCGCGCAGGCUGACAAGAAAACCGAAAAGAAAGUGACAUGUGGUCUCCAUCAGUUGAGUGAUGAUGAUGACAUCCCUACCCUGAGGUCCAGCCUCCUCAGCUGGUAUGAUAUAAACAAACGGGAUCUCCCAUGGCGAAGACAGCUUAAGAAUACUGAUGUGAACCAGCGGGCAUAUGCAGUAUGGGUGUCAGAAAUGAUGCUUCAACAGACUCAGGUGGCUACAGUCAUUGACUAUUACAACCGCUGGCUGGAGAAAUGGCCAACAGUACAGAAAUUGGCAACAGCUACUUUGGAGGAAGUGAACGAGAUGUGGUCAGGUCUGGGCUACUACUCCAGGGGUCGGAGGUUACAUGAAGGUGCACAGAAGGUUGUGAAAGAGCUUGAUGGACAGAUGCCCAGUUCAGCUGCUUCUCUGUUGAAAGAACUCCCAGGUGUGGGCAGGUAUACAGCCGGGGCCAUCGCAUCUAUUGCCUACAGUCAGGCUACAGGUGUCGUAGAUGGGAAUGUUAUUCGUGUGUUGUCACGGUUACGGGUCAUCGGAGCAGAGAGCACCAGUCCACAGGUCAUGGAGGUCAUGUGGUCCCUUGCAGACCGACUGGUUGACCCUAAGAAACCUGGAGACUUUAACCAGGCCAUGAUGGAGUUAGGAGCGACCGUGUGUACACCCAAGAACCCCAGCUGUGGGGACUGUCCUAUCAGGGGGCUCUGUAGGGCCUAUCAGCAGGUGGAAAAAGAGAAGAAGAAGUCAGCCAACAAGCUAGAGAACAUGUUGACGAAGAGAGUGGAAGCUUCAGGCAGUGUGCAGGACAUUGAGGAUGUGAUUGACGGUUGCAGUUUUUGCUUGCCUAAAGAAGAGCCAUGGGACAGCAGUCUUGGAGUCAUGAACUAUCCAAGGAAAGCAAAGAAAAAGCCUCCAAGGGAAGAAAAGACUGCUGUUGCCAUUGUUUCCUGUGCGGAAGGACCAGAGACAAAAUUUCUUAUUAUUCAGAGGCCGGAAACAGGGCUGCUAGCAGGCCUGUGGGAGUUUCCAAGUGUUCAACUGGAUAGAGACAGCCAAUCAGAGACCAGGAAAUCAUUGAUUGACAGCUACAUAAAGGACACCCUUGGUUUGACAUUUGGAGAUGUUGAAAAGAGAACUCAUGUUGGAGAGGUUGUCCACAUUUUCUCUCACAUUCAUCAGACUUACAUGGUGGAGACAUUUGAUGUACAACACCAUGAUGGACAAGAUGGAGGGACUGGUAAGCAAGAAGCGCCCCCUAGUCGAUGGGUGACCAGGUCUGAACUGCAGGGUGCUGCAUUAUCCACAGCCAUGAGGAAGGUGUUUAAGGCCUAUGUAGCAUCUAAAUCGGAGAGCCAGCACCCAGCCAACAGGAACAGUACAGGAACCAAGGUUUCCAACAAGAGGAAGAGAAAGUCUUCAAGUGAUAGCAGUGACAAGAAGAAGCAAAUGGCUCUAGACUCCUUCUUCAAGCCAAGAGGUGUAAAGACUAAGGCAUAGGGCUGAACUACUGAAGUAUGUUUUAGAUUAGUAACAUUCAUGUUCUUUGGUCUGUCUGUGAAUAGAUGAAUGUAAAUCAAAACAACUAACACACGAAUAACUGACACAAUUACAACCACAUUCCUAUCAAGAAAGGGAUCUUAAUAAAACACUUACAGUAGUUGUGUUUUAAAACUAAAAGAUUAACUUUUAACUUUUGGGCAAAGGGUAACAAUUCAGCAUUUAUGGUGUACAGUAUCAAGCACAAAACAUACUAGUGUUUUACUUACGGAAUCUGACUUGAGAUUUAUCCUCGCAAACCUCACUACUGGGAAUAGGGCCAUCUAUGUUCAUGACCUUCCAUCACUGUCUUUAUUACUGGGGCUGGAGUCAUGCCAGAGAGGGCGAGCUCAUGUUAAAUCUCUUUGACUGCCUCAUCAGUUUAUCUUUAGUCUGUAAUCAUGUUGUUUGAUGAGCAAAUUCAGCCAAUCAUCCCACCAUAAUCCUGCAGCUCUGUGGGGAUUACAGAUAGACUCAUGGAUUGGCAUUUCUGACAGGUCUCCUGUACUUUUAAUUACCAUGGUGUUAGGAGCUUAGUACAACAUGAAAAACAGCUUACAUCAUAUCAGAUAUUUGGUGUCAGCCCAAAGGUGAACUAGAAAUAGCUGGCACAGGUACAAGGUUUUGUGGACAUCUUUCUAUUGUAUACACAAUACUAGGUUAGUUGAAAAGGUGACCCAAAACCUGCACCCGUGAAUAAUAGAUUUCAGGUAAAAGUUAACAUUACAUAUAUCUACAUACUGACACAUAAUUUACUUGCAUCUAUUUUAUAAAUAUAUAUAAUACAGACUGUCUUUUACUUGGCGUUUAAUUAAACAAUGUUAAGUAACACGAAAGAAACAAAUUACACUGAAAGAGCUGAUCUUGUUAUUUUGUUAACCAGUGUCAUGGCACCAACCUUCUCCCCCAGUGUUUAAAUUA
Branchiostoma floridae (Florida lancelet) is the source of this 2662-nucleotide messenger RNA. Its product is annotated as adenine DNA glycosylase-like. The record is from RefSeq and is a predicted model, not a curated record. The coding region runs from base 182 to 1702 and encodes 506 amino acids. Gene Ontology annotation, cellular component: nucleus. The transcript has 16 exons. NCBI's taxonomy places the organism in Eukaryota, Metazoa, Chordata, Leptocardii, Amphioxiformes, Branchiostomatidae. Gene Ontology annotation, biological process: mismatch repair; base-excision repair. Gene Ontology annotation, molecular function: oxidized purine DNA binding; 8-oxo-7,8-dihydroguanine DNA N-glycosylase activity; 4 iron, 4 sulfur cluster binding.